This is a messenger RNA of Hymenoscyphus albidus, 1167 nucleotides long. NCBI's taxonomy places the organism in Eukaryota, Fungi, Ascomycota, Leotiomycetes, Helotiales, Helotiaceae. The record is from the annotation of a GenBank genome assembly.
AUGUCCUCCCACGUCGCAAUGGGGGAUAUGACCUCUCCGCGCGGUACCUUACCCCUUCUCCCCUCCUACCCAUUCUCCUCUUCCGACCACACCCUAACACCUCCAGCAUUCAACCACUCCCAAUCCGAAGCCACCGAACGGGAAUACGACCGUCUCCGGGACCUCGCACGCGCCGAAGCCAACAAGAAAAACUGGGAAGCCAUGAAAGCAUAUAACAAACAAGCGUCGGAUUUCAUCUUCCGAGAGAAUAAUGCGAAUGGCCGGGUGCCGGAUGAUACGAUUGAUCUGCAUGGGCAGUUUGUGAAGGAGGCGGAGCAGAUUGUUAGGCAGAGGAUCGUGUAUGCGAAGAGGCAGGGGCAGGGACAUUUGCAUGUGUGAGUUUUUUGGGGGGGGUUUUCUUGGAGGGGGUUUAGUUUUUAGAGGGGGCAAUGGGUGGUGAGGGGAGAUGGGGAUGGGGGGAUGAAUGUUAGAGUGGGCGCUGACGAGUUACAGGAUCGUUGGCAAGGGAAAUCACUCAGUGAACCNUUAGAGGGGGCAAUGGGUGGUGAGGGGAGAUGGGGAUGGGGGGAUGAAUGUUAGAGUGGGCGCUGACGAGUUACAGGAUCGUUGGCAAGGGAAAUCACUCAGUGAACCAUGUUCAAAAAAUCAAACCUGCCGUCGAGGAAGUAUGUCGAGAAGAGGGUCUACAAUUCGCGACGGAGGCCAAUGCUGGGGUUAUCUACAUCAAUCUUCAAGGUGGAGAAGCUAUUAUGCCUCCUAAUGUCGGUCAACACCAUGGGAAUCAAGGUCAACAUCACGGAGGUCAACAACAUCAUGGCGGUCAUCAGCAAGGCGGUUAUCCUGGUGGACCUCAAUCUGGUGGUUACCCUGGUGCGCCGCAACAUGGACAACAGCAGCAAGGCGGGGAUGACGAGAUGGAGAAGUUGGCGAAGAAGUUGCUGCCCAAGGUUCUGAAGAAGUUGGAGGGGUGUUGUGUUGUUAUGUAGAGGUUUUUAUACAUACGUGGAUGGAUGAUGCAUGGAUGAGAUGAUGAAUGAUGGGAAUGAGAUUUGGCGCGGUGGAUUUAUACCCAGCGAGCGGAGUUGCUAUCUUGAGCUAGGUCUGCACUACACCGGUGCUGAUGAUUUGGGGGAUUUUGCAAUACGGAGAUGAAGAUUCGAAAUUCUU